Messenger RNA from Macaca mulatta (Rhesus monkey), 1631 nucleotides. Its product is annotated as ribonuclease P protein subunit p25-like protein. The record is from RefSeq and is a predicted model, not a curated record. Lineage: Eukaryota; Metazoa; Chordata; Mammalia; Primates; Cercopithecidae. Gene Ontology annotation, cellular component: ribonuclease MRP complex. Gene Ontology annotation, molecular function: RNA binding. Gene Ontology annotation, biological process: tRNA 5'-leader removal.
AAAAAAAAAAAAAAAAAUCAGCUCUUGCAUGAACUCACAGAGCCAGAACUCACUCAGUACCUGGAGGACGACAUGGAGACAUUAACGAUAGAUCCACCCCCAUGACCCAGACUCGUCCCACUAUGCCCACCUCCAGCACUGGUGGUCACAGUUCAACGUGAGAUUUGGAGGGGACAAGCAUCCAAACUGUAUCACCCCUCAACCCCUCAACUGCACCUGGUUUGCUCCGGUUUUCCAGAUUUUGACUGAAAUGUCCUCUUCCCAGCAAAGCCGUGUGGACCACCCAGGUUAAAGCAGCCACCUGGUGCUGGCCUGUGUAGCCCAAUUCCAGUUCUCCAGGGUGCUCAUCACUCUGUGGCAGUUUCUCUUCUGGUUUGUGAGAGAAAAAUAAAUCUUGGGGCUCCAAAAUCACUAAAGGGAAAAGUCAAGCUGAGAACUGCUUAGGGCAAACCUGCCUCCCCUUCUAGUCAAAGUCACCCCUUUGCUCACUGACAUAAAUGCAUAUCUGUUUGUCUCCUUUGGAGAGGCUCAUCUCAAACUCAAAAGAAGGCAAUCAUUUGUCUCUUACCUACCUAUGACCUGGAAGCCCCCUCCUGCUUCAAGUUGUCCCACCUUUCUGGACUGAACCAAUGUACAUCUCACAUAUGUUGAUUGAUGACUUGUAUCUCCCUAAAAUGUAUAAAACCAGACUGUGCUCUGUCCACCUUGGGCACAUGUCAUUGGGACCUCCUGAGACUGGGUCACGGGCAUGCAUCCUCAACCUCGGCAAAAAUAAACGUUCUAGUUGGCUCCGGAUCGUGUGUGAGGCGGAUUCGUGGGCAGCGAGAGUCACAUUCAAGACAGCAAGCAGGAUGGAGCACUACCGGAAAGCUGGUUCUGUAGAGCUCCCAGCACCUUCCCCAAUGCCCCAGCUACCUCCUGAUACCCUUGAGAUGCGGGUCCGAGAUGGCAGCAAAAUUCGCAACCUUCUGGGACUGGCUCUGGGUGGGUUGGAGGGCGGCAGUGCACGGCAUGUGGUGUUCUCAGGUUCUGGCAGGGCUGCAGGAAAGGCUGUCAGCUGCGCUGAGAUUGUCAAGUGGAGGGUCCCAGGCCUGCACCAGCUCACGAAGCUACGUUUCCUGCAGACUGAGGACAGCUGGGUCCCAGCCUCACCUGACACAGGGCUAGACCCCCUCACAGUGCGCCGCCAUGUGCCUGCAGUGUGGGUACUGCUCAGCCAGGACCCCCUGGACCCCAAUGAGUGUGGCUACCAACCCCCAAGGGCACCCCCUGGCCUGGGUUCCAUGCCCAGCUCCAGCUGUGGCCCUCGUUCCCGAAGAAGGGCUCGAGACACCCGAUCGUGAAGACCUGCUGAGCCAGCCUGUUCUCCAGGCCUGAAUGUCUGGGAUGCUUGUGCCUUUUCUGAGAAGCCCUGUGACUGCGCAAAUCCCCAUCAAGGUUUGAGUCCAUGCUUUCCCUUCCCUCUAGCAUGUGGGAAGGGACUGCUGUGAAGAGUGACAGGUGUGGGGCCUCUGCCAAGUUCCGCGUUGCUCAAUAAGGGCUUACUCUGCCUUCUACCUACAAUGCAUCUGAACUGCCUUCUGAAAGAGGUCCAGGGAGGGAUUUAGGAAAUAAAGUUUCUACCUAUUUGA